This is a messenger RNA of Tympanuchus pallidicinctus (lesser prairie-chicken), 1314 nucleotides long. RefSeq lists its product as uncharacterized. Gene Ontology annotation, cellular component: centrosome. The coding region runs from base 1 to 1314 and encodes 437 amino acids. The record is from RefSeq and is a predicted model, not a curated record. Lineage: Eukaryota; Metazoa; Chordata; Aves; Galliformes; Phasianidae. The transcript is spliced from 11 exons.
AUGGCGACUGAGGUGCUUUCUUACAUGCUCUUCAAUCCCUUGGAUCCCAAGGAGCUUACCUUACUGAGGGACCUCACCACUGCAGAAAUCUGCAGAGUGUGGGAUGCCACAUCCGAGUACAUUCGGAAAGAGCUGAUGGAGAAGAGGGCGGUGGAUAUUGGAAUUGGCAGCUUUGCAGUUGUGCCAGCUCAUGCCGCUGCCGGGGAGGAUGGGGUUCUGGAUGUGGACAGACCCAUUUUCCAGCUGAACAAGCACAUCCAGAAGUUUUACAAGCUCAAGAAGCCUAAGACCAAAAUUCCUUUCGAGAUAUUCGAGCACCCGUUGAACUUCCAGGAGAUUGCUGAAAGCAUUUGCUUCCGUGUGCCCAUCGUAGAGCAGUGCAUCUAUGAGACCCUGCUCUUCUUUGCUGAGGCCCUCCGAGGAAAGAAGGAAGUUGACUUCUUCUUCAAAACACUUGGCAUUCUUUCUCUGAGAGGGCACGAGGUCAUCAUGAACUUCUUUGAUGACUGCGUACUGCAGGUGGAUGCAACGGGCAACAUGCUGCCCGCUCUUCUUGGGGACUCUGAGAUGAUGAAUAUGAUUGCGUUUAGUGGCAAAAACAACUUUACUCGAUCCAGUGAGGACGGCUGUGUCAUACUGCCAAGAAUUCAAGUUGAGGGCUCAACGACAUGCCAAGAUACGGUUUUCAUGAAGCCCCGAAGACAGUCACAGCCAUGGAACGAGGGUGCCCGCAGAGUGAGCGUGUAUGAUCCGGUGAUGCUGGCUCGGCAAAGGGCAUCAAAAGUUGUGGUGUUAGAGAGAAGACGCAAGGAGCAGGAGAAGAAACAGCAAAGGGUUAAAUUCAGGUUCCUGCCACAACUUGAAGAGACAUAUGCUGGUGUGCUACAAAAGGCUGCACAUCAGGCAAAGCCCGCUGCCAGCGCCCAGCAGACCUCCAGAAUGGCAGCGCGCUUGAAGCACGCUCAGACUGAGGCGAGACGGCUCCAGGUGCUGAUGGCCUCCAAGCGCAAGGAGGUCGAAGCUGACAUCCAGAGUGAAUACGAGCAGUACACACAGAGGCUGAGCACAGAGAGGAGCCAGAACCCCUUCCACCGCCUGCUGGAGGGUGACCCUCGUCCUGCCUACAUUGUGAGACGGGACUAUGACCAGCAGCUGGGAGAGAGGCUGAAGGGGAAGGACAGGUGCCAAAGCCCUGCAGGGCAGACAGCACCAGAGGGGUGGCAGAACAAGCCCCAGCUCCCGCGGACAUCACGGGAACAGAAAGGAGAGAAGACCAGGCUCUUGGACCGCUGUGGGAAGGCCCAGGGCCUGUGA